UGCAAUGUGCGCAUAACGCCUCACAAUGAAUCCGUCGCAAUCAAGGGUAGAGCACAAAACUCACGUUCGGACAGUUUACGAGCCAAGGUAUGCGCAUUGUGCCCAAUUUUGUGGGCAAUGUGUGCGUCAUGAGUCGUUAAUGUCAAUGCUGCCAGGCUUCUGUUGGACACAUUUCAAACUAACUGUAAAAAUUUCGCGGAUGUUCAAAUUCUUUUGCAAAACUGCAUAAAAGGUUCGUGGGUAAGUAUUAGUGGUGUACUACUGUUAUCAAGUCACACCUCACCCCACUCAGCCGGCGACAGGUAAAUUGGUUAUAUCGCUAGUCCUGGUAUGACUCAAACUCGGACUUGUACCCAAUUUCCCCAUAAACCCGAUAAAUCUCAUGUCCGCUGGAGGCUUCGGUUUACCCUCGAACCAAAAGGACAACCUUUACAUGUUUAAGUUUGUAAACCAAUGUUCUAUAAUUUCGUUUACACUAAGGGUUGUCGCCAUUUCCAUCCCAUAUAUCUUCUAUCAUAUUCUCCUUCCUGCAAACGUAUUUUUCAUUAACCCUUUUUGUUGGAAUAUGUUUUUAUUCAUUUCCAGCUGUGUCAUUAAAAUUUUCAAUUGAAGGCAUCGUGAGUAACACAACGAAAACAAUUAUACAAGGAGAAGAAGAAGCAGAUACUUUGCAAGUGAAACCAAGAAUCGAGAAAUUCGAUGAACGAUUUGCAAUGGCCAUUGCUCGGAUUAUUCUCCGUCUUGAUUAUUUUGGCUCUGUUCGGUAACCUACUUGUUUGUGCCGCCAUAUUAUGGGACCGAUCGUUACGAAAACAACCGGAAAACCUUUUCCUUGUUUCUUUGGCCGUGUCUGACUUAUUGGUUUCAGUGUUGGUUAUGCUAUUUGCUGCAGUCAACGAUAUCUUGGGAUACUGGCCGUUCGGACAGUUUUACUGCCAAUUCUGGAUUAGUUUUGACAUCACCACAUGCACAGCUAGUAUAUUGAAUCUUUGCGCAAUUUCAUUGGAUAGAUAUUGGCAUAUCAGUCGGCCAAUGGUGUAUAUCAGGUACUGCAACCGUCGCCGUAUAAAUUACGUGAUAGUUCUGGUAUGGCUGAUAUCCGCAGGAAUUGGUGCGGCUCCAUUAGGCUUCGGUUUUGGGUCGAAAGUAACCAUCAAUAACCUAACAGGUCUACCCGUUUGCGAAAUGCGUCUACCGCUUCCGUAUGCAAUUGGAAGUUCAAUGGUGUCUUUCUUUUUACCAGCCAUGGUUAUGGUUAUCCUAUAUACAAAACUUUAUUUGUAUGCACGGAAGCAUGUGAGAAGUAUCAAAACCCAAUUGCAACAAGCUACUUCAUUUUUGAUAAUGCAACUUGCCUCAGAGAAAAUUCGCGAGGUAACGGCCGCAACUCUGAAGGGUGAAGCUCUCCUGCCUCCCGACUCGCCAGCCACCGAGAGGACUACGAUGACCGUCUCAAGGCACUACUCGAGGCGAUCAACGACGACGACAACGACUGCUACGCCGCGACGUGGCGACAAAAAAACUAGCUCGCAGAAUAAGGUGGAAUCAAUACGUACCUCAAUUUUUUCCAAGCUCAAUUUCUUGUGUCCGACGAGAUUCAAAAACCAACGGUCCCCACAAGAUCCUCACACGCCGGCAGCUCAUAAUCGCUCAAACAUCAGCGAUCAGAAAGCACGUCUUACAUUGGGUGUUAUUAUGGGAACCUUCCUUGUGUGCUGGCUUCCGUUCUUCACAGUAAACAUUUUGAGAGCUUGGCUCCCCGAAAUUUUCAGCUCUAAAACAAUUAUGGCAGUAACCUGGUUAGGAUACGCAAACUCUUCUGCCAAUCCAUUAAUCUAUAGCAUUUUCAAUCGUGACUUUAGACGAGCAUUCAAGAAGAUUAUUGUCAGAGUUUUCGGAUGCUGUUGGGAAGAGCCUGAUCUAAAUAAGUCAAUCUCGUCAAGAUAUGCUGCUCCUGACAAUAUAGAACGACGGCGUUCAUGCACACGGUCUUCCGAGUCAGCUCACGACAAUAACAACGAUGCGAAUGCAACUCGCCUGAAUCUUCUUUCGAAUAAUAACGAGGAAACCAUUCCGGAAUAGACUUUCAAAUUUUCCAGUUUUAUUGCAUGCUUUCUUUAUUCAAUUACCCUUCAACAACGAAACAAAUCUCUUUUUUCUACGAGGUUCCUUUUCCAGUUUGGUCUCAUUUUUCAUCUGUUUCUGUUUAUUUGUGUUUUGCUCUUUUUGUGGUUCAUAAUUUUUUUAAUCGACGGGACUUGAAUGAUCCGAAAUCAAUAUGUGUCCAAUAAUGAUCUGUUUUCAAAUGUUUUGUCUAAUUGGUUUUAUUUUCUUUUAUCGGUAAUAAAUUUAUCUCAAAAAUAAAA
Molecule: messenger RNA, 2366 nt
Organism: Caenorhabditis elegans
Lineage: Eukaryota; Metazoa; Nematoda; Chromadorea; Rhabditida; Rhabditidae
Gene: dop-1
Product: Dopamine receptor 1
Exons: 10
Coding region: 700-2082 (460 amino acids)
Biological process (GO): G protein-coupled receptor signaling pathway; G protein-coupled serotonin receptor signaling pathway; synaptic transmission, dopaminergic
Cellular component (GO): synapse; plasma membrane; membrane
Molecular function (GO): signaling receptor activity; G protein-coupled receptor activity
Source: RefSeq, marked reviewed